This is a messenger RNA of Carcharodon carcharias (great white shark), 6034 nucleotides long. Its product is annotated as cullin-associated NEDD8-dissociated protein 1-like. Gene Ontology annotation, cellular component: nucleus. The coding region runs from base 80 to 3790 and encodes 1236 amino acids. Gene Ontology annotation, biological process: protein ubiquitination; SCF complex assembly. The transcript is spliced from 15 exons. The record is from RefSeq and is a predicted model, not a curated record. NCBI's taxonomy places the organism in Eukaryota, Metazoa, Chordata, Chondrichthyes, Lamniformes, Lamnidae.
UCUUCUCUCAUGGAAGAGCAGCGAGGGGCUGCAGGAUCAGUGUCCGCGGCUCGGAGUCAGGCCUUACACUCUCCACAACAUGGCCAACAUAUCCUAUCACAUCUCCAACCUGCUGGAGAAGAUGACAUCCAGUGAUAAGGACUUCAGGUUCAUGGCCACCAAUGACCUGAUGGUAGAGCUGCAGAAAGACUCCAUUAAGUUGGACGAUGACAGUGAGAAGAAGGUGGUGAAGAUGUUGCUCAGGCUGCUGGAGGAUAAAAAUGGGGAGGUGCAAAACCUGGCUGUGAAGUGCUUGGGCCCACUGGUCAGCAAGGUGAAAGAGUACCAGGUGGAGACGAUUGUGGACACAUUAUGUACGAACAUGCUGUCUGAUAAAGAGCAAUUACGGGACAUAUCCAGCAUUGGCCUGAAGACUGUCAUUGCAGAGCUGCCUCCUGCUUCUAGUGGUUUAGCCCUGUCCGCCAAUGUCUGCAAGAAGAUCACUGGACGCCUGACGAGUGCUAUUGCCAAACAAGAGGAUGUGUCUGUCCAGCUGGAGGCCCUGGAUAUACUGUCCGAUAUGCUAAGCAGGUUGGGUGGGACCCUGAUCACAUUUCACUCUUCCAUCCUGAGCUGUCUGCUGCCUCAGCUGUCGAGCCCCAGGCUAGCUGUUCGCAAGAGAACCAUCAUCGCCCUGGGGCACUUGGUCAUGAGCUGCAGCAGCUGUCUCUUCUCUGAGCUAAUGGAUCAUCUACUGGUCGAACUGUCGAAGAAUGAAUCUACCUCCAUGACCAGAACUUAUAUCCAGUGCACCGGUGCCAUCAGUCGACAGGCUGGACACAGAGUUGGAGAACACUUGGAGAAGAUUAUUCCGCUGGUUGUGAAAUACUGCAAUGUGGAUGAUGAUGAGCUGCGAGAGUACUGCUUCCAGGCAUUCGAGUCCUUUGUGAGAAGGUGUCCAAAGGAGAUGUCCCUUCACAUCCCUGCUAUGAUUGGACUGUGCCUCAGAUACAUCACAUAUGAUCCUAAUUACAACUACGACCAAGAUGAGGAAGAUGAUGAUGCCAUGGAAACAGACAAGGGUGAUGAAGAAGAGGAUCAAGAUAGUGAAGAAGAGUACACGGAUGAUGACGACAUGAGCUGGAAGGUGCGCCGAGCCUCCACCAAGUGCUUAGAUGCCAUCGUGAGCACUAGGCAUGAGAUGCUGCAGGAGUUUUACAAGACGGUCUCGCCGGCCCUAAUCGGGCGAUUCAAGGAGCGAGAGGAGAAUGUGAAGGCUGACAUAUUUCACGCUUAUGUCUCUCUCCUGAAGCAGACCAAACCAGUCCAGAGCUGGUUGCAGACUGCAGAUGCCUUGGCACAGGGAGAUAUGCCCCUAAUGAUGCUCCAACAUCAAGUACCUAGUAUAGUGAAAGCUUUGCAUAAGCAGCUCAAGGAGAAGAGCAUGAAGACUCGACAAGGCUGUUUCAACCUCCUCACUGAAUUGGCCAGUGUCCUACCCGGAGGCUUGUCAGAACAUAUACCAGCCUUGGUACCAGGCAUUAUUUACUCUCUCACGGACAAAUCAAGUACUUCAAAUAUGAAGAUUGAUGCACUGACCUUCUUCCAUGUCAUCCUUUGCAAUCAUCCCCCAGAAGUGUUCCACCCUCACAUCAAGAUAUUGCUGCCACCAACAGUAGCCUGCAUUAGUGACCCAUUCUACAAAAUCACUUCUGAAGCCUUGCUUGUGACCCAGCAACUUAUAGAGGUGAUCCGUCCACUGGGCAAGCCUUGUUCAUUUGAUGCUAAGCCUUACGUGAAGGAUUUGUUUAGUAGCACUUUAAAGCGAUUGAAAGCAUCUGACAUCGACCAAGAGGUGAAGGAGAGAGCAAUAGCCUGCAUGGGACAGAUCAUUUGUAAUCUUGGAGACAACUUAGGUGCUGAUCUGAAUCCCACUUUGCAGAUUUUCCUUGAACGACUGAAAAAUGAGAUCACAAGACUGACCACAGUGAAAACCUUGACCCUGAUUGCGAGUUCUCCUUUAAAAAUUGACCUGCGCCCAAUUCUUGGUGAGGGUGUUCCCAUCCUGGCCUCCUUUCUUAGGAAGAACCAGCGUGCAUUAAAGCUCAGCACCCUAGCUGCACUGGAUAUUCUGAUUAAAAAUUAUGGUGACAGUCUUAAGCCAGUGAUGAUCGAAUCAGUCUUAAAGGAGCUUCCAUCCUUGAUUGGGGAGAGUGACAUGCAUGUCUCCCAGAUGGCCAUCACCUUCCUGACAUCACUGGCCAAAGUCUAUCCAUCGUCUGUGUCCAAGAUUGGCGGGUCCAUAUUGGUGGAACUAUUCAACCUAGUUCGCUCACCACUGCUCCAAGGAGGGGCUCUGAAUGCCAUAUUGGACUUCUUCCAGGCUUUGGUGGUAUCCAAGACUCCUAACAUGGGCUACAUGGAGCUUCUCAAGCAGCUGACAGGAACCAUCUAUUCAUCAGCUCAGUCAGGCGGUGGUGUGGUUUUGCACAAACAGGCUUAUUACUCUGUGGCUAAAUGUGUAGCUGCACUUACCUCAGCUUGUCCAAAGGAUGCCAGUACGGUGGUGAACCAAUUUGUCCAAGAUGUGAAGAACCCCAAAUCCUCUGACUCGGUCCGCUUGUUGGCUCUACUUUCUUUAGGCGAGAUAGGCCGCACCAUGAGCCUAGGUGCACAAAAAGAGCUCAAGGUGGUCAUCCUUGAAGCGUUUUCAUCACCUAGCGAGGAGGUAAAGUCAGAUGCCUCCUAUGCAUUAGGAAACAUCAGUGUCGGAAACCUCAGCGAAUAUCUUCCUUUCAUACUCAAGGAGAUUACCAGUCAGCCCAAGAGACAGUACUUGUUGCUGCACUCAUUGAAAGAAGUCAUCAGCUCUUCCCCAGCAGACAGUUUGAAACCUCAUGUCCAGGAUAUUUGGGCCUUGCUGUUCAAAAACUGUGAGUGUGCUGAAGAGGGGACUCGGAAUGUGGUGGCCGAAUGUUUGGGAAAAUUAACCCUCAUUGACCCGAGCCACCUGCUGCCCAGAUUGAAGAAACAACUCACGUCAGGUUCAGCUUACGCUCGAAGCACAGUGGUGACUGCUGUCAAGUUUACAAUUUCAGACCAUCCGCAGGGGAUUGAUCUGCUGCUGAAAGGCUGUAUAGGAGAUUUCUUGCGGACCCUAGAGGACCCAGAUCUUAACGUCCGACGUGUUGCCUUGGUGAUGUUCAACUGCGCGGCUCACAAUAAGCCUUCUCUGAUCAGGGACUUGCUGGAGACGGUGCUUCCACAGCUGUACAAUGAAACCAAAGUCAGAAAGGAGCUCAUCAGAGAGGUAGAAAUGGGACCUUUCAAACACACGGUAGAUGAUGGGCUUGACAUUAGGAAAGCUGCUUUUGAAUGCAUGUACACCUUGUUGGACAGCUGCCUCGAUAGGCUGGACAUCUUUGAAUUUCUGAACCAUGUGGAAGAUGGCUUAAAGGAUCAUUAUGACAUCAAGAUGCUGACUUUCAUCAUGUUAGCGCGAUUGUCAGCCGUUAGCCCCAGUGCCGUGCUCCAGAGGUUAGACAGGCUGGUGGAACCCCUGCGUGCAACCUGCACUACUAAGGUGAAGGCUAACUCAGUGAAGCAGGAAUUUGAGAAGCAGGACGAGCUGAAACGCUCAGCCAUGAGGGCGGUAGCAGCUUUACUCACCAUCCCAGAGGCUGAGAAGAGUGCGCUGAUGGCAGAGUUCCAGUCACAGAUCCGGUCCAACCCAGAGAUGGCGGCCAUUUUUGAAAGCAUUCAGAAGGACAACACAUCAGCGAAUAGUACAGAAACAAUGGACAUCAGCUAAAAAAGCAAACGAAAAGGAUCUAAACAAGAUGCUUUGGCUUCAUAACUAACUCCUGUGUGAAAUAUUAUUUAUAUCUUGCCAUUUGUUUUUUUUUCUGUUGUUGCAGCCCCUCCUAUCAGCACAAUGACUGGUAUGGGCUGGCUGUCUGUGUUGCCUUUGCAUGACUUUUGUUUCUGGAUGUUAGUGACUCACAAUACGGUCCAUAUAGUGUCCCCCUCCACCACACCCAGCACCCAGUACUGUGUUGGAAUGUUGGGGAUUUUGAGGUGACUGAUGGUCGUAGUUGGACUCGCUCUCCCCAUUGGGAAGAAAGGGCAAACUGGGCUUUGAGAGGGAGAGAUUGAAGGGUCCCAAUGAACAUCACUCAAGUGACCUCAUAAGGCACAAAAUGAAGCCGCUGAAUUGGAAAUAUGUCUGUGCAUCUCGUCGCCCUAACCAAAGAAGAUUUUCAAAUUUGGUGAUUGUAUGCUCGCCCCAAGUACUGACCUGAAUUCUACCAUCUCAAUCGUGGGAUGACUGAUUCAAUGCAUGUUCAGACCUCUGUUCUGGAUGUAGUGCUCACAGUACAAUCUGGGAGGCUCGACCACCUACCAGGUGAGAAUUCUGGGCUGCCAGUACCAAGUAAUGGUUGCAUUUGGACCCUUCUCUAGAGGAAGGCAGAAAAAAACUAAUUUUUGGAAGAGAGGCGUAUGGGUGAGGAAUUAGGCUGGGAGGGGAAAGGACAGUCAACUUAAAUGAACAAGACUGCUGGAAGACAGUUACCAGAUUAAUACAGUCCCAUGGUGUGACCUCGAGUAACGUCAAGUGUGUUGGCACAACAAUAACCUAUGUAAAUGCAACCUGACCAUUGCUAUUCUGUAUGGAUGAACCCUUUUUCAUCACAUUGGCCUGGCAAUCCUGGGUACUUUCAAUGAUGUCACAUGUUGCUGUGAGCACCACUGCCUUACUGCCGUAUAUUUUCCUAGGAUAAUCGUGCAGGCUAUUGAGCGUUCCAUUUGGAACAGCCAAGAUUGGGGAAUGGUCUAGUCUAGUUGUGAAGCCCAGCUCUAUGCUUCAUGGUGUUGAUACACAGCAACCAGCACUGUCCCCAGACUCUACUGUUGUAAAAUACAGAUCUCCAAAUCUGUUUCAUAGUCAUGGGCUCCUCCAAUUCAUGAUGGUCACCACUAUGGUUCAGAAAGGUAUAAUUCAGGAAUGUACAAAACAGAUUUUUCCAAUCCUGUUUGCAUUUCUUUAUCCCUGACGGAACAGCCAAGUUCUCCUGGUGAGGAACUUCGGACUGAGACAAGCUGUGCUUAGGUGACUGUUUUAGUCCUUGCAGACUCUACCAUUGAGGGGAAAAUCAUUUGUUUCAAAGCAUUUCAAUUUAGCAUGUGGGAGUAGUUUAUUGGGAAUGAAAAUGGUGAAUUGCUGAUGCAAGCAGAUCAACCCCCUCCCCUUCUAUAAAUGAAACAAUUAGACUUGGUGCUGACAGAUUGCAACUAAAGCAAAUGCAUAUUCUACUCCUUUGCCCUCUGGCACAGCUAAUUAUGCUAAUGCUAAAUGUCAUGUGAUGCAACACCUUGCUCUACAUUCUAUCUUUUAAGAAAUAAAAUUAGUGAAUUGGAUGGAAGAUGGUCCAUUCACUACAAUGCACUGUUAAACCUGGGAUCCUGAAGUGAAGCAGUCUACUUGGGCUCCCAGUGUCAAUUUUCAGGUAUUCAUCAGUAUUGGAUUUGGGAAGUUUAACAACAAUGGGAGAGAUUGGGUGCAAUGAUGAUGAUCAGCAUCUAGAUGUCUCCAGCACAGCUUGUAAAUAUAUCAUCCAUUAGUUACCAAAUGCAUUACUGGCAUCUAGUGUCAUAUGCUAAUACUGUGGCAGCUGUCACAUACACAGAACUGUGUUGGCAUACUGCCUGAUAUUAGGUCUAUUUGAUCUUUCAGUUGUGCCCAGUUGAAAUGUUGGCUGCCCAUCAAGCACUGGACCAGAUGGGGUGCUGCUAAAUAGGUCUUCUGGUAUCUUGGAUCUAUAAGCUUAACAUGCGAAGAUGACUUGAACAGUUUGCAAGCUAUAAAUGUGAUGUUUUGAAUCUGAUCAGCUCAAAAGUACUGGAAAACUGCCACAGAAAGCAAUAUAGUGACUCAUUUGCAACUUUUCCAGUUUUUUUUUAAAGUCAAAGGCAACUGUCAAUAUGGAGUGUUAUAUUAAAAGUUCAUGAAUAUUUUGGAGCAAGUGGUAUUAUAAAAAUAAAGGUUGAAGCACGG